AUGGCGGCAGCCCGGGCGGCGGAGGACAAAGCGGCGCGACGGCGCGAGGCGCAGCGGCUGGUCGCGCACAUCUUGGCGGAGGAGGAGAACGUGCGAGACGCGUGGGCGAGCGUCACGAACGACGAGCUGCCGGAUGAUGAGGACCGCGAGGAGGACCACGAGAUGGAGGUCGCGCUGUGGAGGCUGCGCGAGGUGCUUCGCGUGAAGAGGGAUCGGGAGGAGAGGGCGGAAUGGGAGAGGAAGCGCAGUGGGGAGGUUGUCGAGCCCAGGAAAGAGAGGGGGGAGGGGGAGGGGCGCGCGGAGACGAACGAAGCAGGGGAGGGGCAGUCGACGGCUAAGCCGGCAUUUUUGCAGAAGCAUUACAAGACGGGGCCUUUCUUUUUGGAAACCAACGAAGAUGGGACUUACAAGGAGGAAAUUUAUAAUAGGGAUUAUAAUCGGGGGACAGAGCAGGAUCAAGUGCGCAGGUUAGGGCUUCCGGGCCCGAUGCAGGUGCGAAGGGGGGAGUUCGGGAAGGCAAGCAGGUCGAAAUAUACGCAUCUAGCGGCGGAGGAUACUGCAGCGGGGAUGGCGAGGGAACUGAGGCAGGAUAGGGAGCUUGCAGAUGUGUUGCGGCGGAACGAGCACAGGAAGACGUGA
Messenger RNA from Chondrus crispus (carragheen), 639 nucleotides. RefSeq names its product microfibrillar-associated protein 1 (predicted). Gene Ontology annotation, molecular function: RNA binding. The transcript has a single exon. The coding region runs from base 1 to 639 and encodes 212 amino acids. Gene Ontology annotation, cellular component: U2-type spliceosomal complex. Gene Ontology annotation, biological process: mRNA splicing, via spliceosome. Lineage: Eukaryota; Rhodophyta; Florideophyceae; Gigartinales; Gigartinaceae. The record is from RefSeq and is a predicted model, not a curated record.